GGGCCCCGGCCGCUGUCCAGCCGCUCCGUGCCCCUCGCGCCCGCUGCCUACGCCUCUCGGGGAGACGCUGCCACUCGCUCGCCAUGGAUACCCCCAGGGUCCUGCUCUCGGCCGUCUUCCUCAUCAGUUUCCUGUGGGAUUUGCCCGGUUUCCAGCAAGCUUCCAUCUCAUCCUCCUCGUCGUCCGCCGAGCUGGACUCCGCCAAGGGAAUGCGAAGCCGCAAGGAAGGGAAGAUGCCGCGGGCGCCGCGAGAGAGUGCCACGGCCCAGGCGCCCCCGGAGCGCCAGGAGCCACAGCCGAGGCCACAGGAGGAGCCCCGGCGGCGGCCGCCACAGCAGCCAGAGACUCAAGAGCCUCCCGGCAGGGGCCCGCGCGUGGUGCCCCACGAGUACAUGCUGUCAAUCUACAGGACUUACUCCAUCGCCGAGAAGCUGGGCAUCAAUGCCAGCUUUUUCCAGUCUUCCAAGUCGGCUAAUACGAUCACUAGCUUUGUAGACAGGGGACUAGACGAUCUCUCGCACACUCCUCUCCGGAGACAGAAGUAUUUGUUUGAUGUGUCCACGCUCUCAGACAAAGAAGAGCUGGUGGGCGCGGAAUUGCGGCUCUUUCGCCAGGCGCCCGCUGCGCCGGGGGGGCCGCCGGCCGGGCCUCUGCACGUGCAGCUCUUCCCCUGCCUGUCGCCCCUGCUGCUGGACGCGCGGACCCUGGACCCGCAGGGGGCGCCCCGGGCCGGCUGGGAAGUCUUCGACGUGUGGCAGGGCCUGCGCCACCAGCCCCGGAAGCAGCUGUGCUUGGAGCUGCGGGCCGCGUGGGGCGAGCCGGGAGCCGGGGAGGCCGAGGCGCGCGUGCCGGGGCCCCAGCAGCCGCCGUCCCCGGACCUGCGGAGUCUGGGCUUCGGCCGGAGGGUGCGGACCCCCCAGGAGCGCGCCCUGCUUGUCGUGUUCACCAGAUCCCAGCGCAAGAACCUGUUCGCGGAGAUGCGCGAACAGCUGGGCUCGGCCGAGGUUGCGGGCCCGGGCGCCGAGGGGUCGUGGCCGCCGCCGUCGGGUACCCCGGACGCCGGGCCUUGGCUGCCCUCGCCCGGCCGGCGGCGGCGGCGCACGGCCUUCGCCAGCCGCCACGGCAAGCGGCACGGCAAGAAGUCGAGGCUGCGCUGCAGCAAGAAGCCCCUGCACGUGAACUUCAAGGAACUGGGCUGGGACGACUGGAUUAUCGCGCCCCUGGAGUACGAGGCCUACCACUGCGAGGGCGUGUGCGACUUCCCGCUGCGCUCGCACCUGGAGCCCACCAACCAUGCCAUCAUCCAGACGCUGAUGAACUCCAUGGACCCCGGCUCCACACCGCCCAGCUGCUGCGUGCCCACCAAAUUGACUCCCAUCAGUAUCCUGUACAUCGACGCGGGCAAUAACGUGGUCUACAAGCAGUACGAGGACAUGGUGGUGGAGUCCUGCGGCUGCAGGUAGCGGCGCCUUCCCUGCCGCCUGGGCCCGGGACCGCAGGGGAGGCCUGACUGCAGAGAGGCGGAGGAGGAGCUGGCCUUGGACGAGGCAGGGAGAGGGGAUCAGCCUGGACUUUUCAGCCGGGUGGGAGACGAGGGCGUUCCGCCCUCCCAGAGCCUUCCACCUGCCAGCCCAGAGGGAGAGACGGAUUUUUCACACCUUGCCUGGAAAAACAAGCCAAGGAGGAUUUCUUUUAGUUUUUGUCUCUGUUAUUGUGGCUAUGGAUCUCCUUGUGUGCCCCCACAGGUUUUGACGGGAGAUGGGGGCAGGGGAGACACAUACACGUUUCUCAAUUGUUCCGCGGAUUGAAAAAAAAAAAAAAAUCAUGGUUUAAGAAGGGAAACUGAGGGAGGAAGAAUCACCUUUGACCACAGCUGGGUCUGAUUGUGUAAAGAAGCUGGGGUCUUUCCGGCCAGGUCCUAGCCCGCUCCUUGCGACCUCUCCAGCAGAAAGUGUUAAGGUAGAGGAAGAGCAAGCCCGGGAGGGUGGGCCCGAGCAAACCUUUAUCGCUGGAUGGUAGACCCAGCUCUGCCCUGGCCUCUGCCUGAAGAGGGAAGCGGCAACCUGCAUCUCACUCCAGGGGGCUCAGGUCACUGCCUUCACUAUUGCUUUUUCUGGGGGAAAGGGGAGCUGGUAUGGAUGGAAUGACAAGAAUGAGUCCAAAUGGAACCCCCUGAAGGAUAAUGAGAAACCACAAGGCUGGCCUCCACGGGCUGACAAAGAGGUGCCUUAACCCAGGCUAGAGGUAACCCGUGGAAAGGCCCUUCUUUUUCUCAUUGAUUUCUUGGAAUGGAAUUUGCCAAAAUUCAGAUAUCCCCCUUAAAGUGGAAGAUGAUUUCCCACCUAAACAAAAAAUGGGUAGGGGUGGGGAACUAUAGAACUAAGGUGAGAGGUGCAGAGAAUGGGAAAGUGAGCCAAGAAAAGGAAGGGUGAGGUCAGGAGGGGAGGGACCCCCUCCCCCCUUCACCCUCCCCCUCCUCCCUCCCCCAAGGAUGGGGAUUGAGGUGCAGGCCAGGAGCAGGGAGGAGAGGGAUUAAAGGAGACCCAAGUACUUGUCUCCGAAGUUUCUUUAAAAUCUCUGUACCCUCCCCUCUCGCUGACAUUCCUGAAAGAUUACCAGCCAGCAAUAGCCCAGGGCUCCCCCCAAAGAAUUGCUUCAGAUUGUAAUUACCAGUUAGGCAAUGUUUUUAAAACAGUAAUGAGAAACUGAAAAGAGCAAAGUGUUACAUUGAGCUUGGGGUGGGAGAUGGGGACUGGGUGUCGGGGAAGGAGGCAGGGAUGGAAUUCAUCUUCCGGAAGCAGGAGAGAGCACAGCCUAAGUUAGAUACCCAUCCCCAGACUGAGGUGAGAACAGGACUUUUCCCCCAGCCGGCACCAGUAUUAUUUUCAAACGUGGCCCAUAAGUAGGCCCUUUGAAGAGUUAGCUUCCUUCUCAUCGCUGACCAUGAAAUGGUUUAAACAUGGGAACCAGUACCAACCAUUACAAAAACGUUUUGUUUUUCCUAAGUGGUUUUGCUCUCUCUUGAUCUAAACCGGUUGCUUGUUUGGUUCGGAGAACUACAAACUGUCCACGAAAGGGUGAGAAUGAUAAUAAAUGCUAAUAUAAAAUGCUAAGUAAAAUGAAAAAAGACUUGGCCAGGAAAAAUAAUUUAAAAUGCACAUUUGCUUUGGAUGCACUGUUGUUCUGUUAAGGCUGUAUAUAUUUGUUUAUUUAAGGUGACUGAAAGUGCAAAGAAGAAAUGGACACCAUGCAAUUCAUCUUAAUGUACAAAACGUUAUAUGCACUCAAAUGUUAUAAUUUCUAAUAUUUUUAAAGUUUAUAUUCGAGUUGUACAAAGUUAAGCAUUAAUCAGAUAUUUCAUUCUUUCAUAAUGUUAUCAUUUUCUUAAAUAUUAUUACAAAACUUUAAGUCUGUCUAAUGGAGAGUUUUUUUUUUUUUAAAAAACUGUCUACCUCACUAUAAUACAAGCAUUUACAACCUCAAAUUACCAGAGGUCAAUUAAUAUUCAAAACAUUUUUUACAGCACACUUUUCCUGGAUGAUACUCGAUCAAAGACUGUACUAUU
Phacochoerus africanus (Common warthog) is the source of this 3565-nucleotide messenger RNA. RefSeq names its product growth differentiation factor 6 (gene GDF6). Gene Ontology annotation, biological process: SMAD protein signal transduction; BMP signaling pathway. Gene Ontology annotation, cellular component: extracellular region. NCBI's taxonomy places the organism in Eukaryota, Metazoa, Chordata, Mammalia, Artiodactyla, Suidae. The record is from RefSeq and is a predicted model, not a curated record. Gene Ontology annotation, molecular function: cytokine activity; growth factor activity.